Lactuca sativa (garden lettuce) is the source of this 453-nucleotide messenger RNA. Lineage: Eukaryota; Viridiplantae; Streptophyta; Magnoliopsida; Asterales; Asteraceae. The record is from RefSeq and is a predicted model, not a curated record.
AUGCCACCAGGUCUGUCUAUCUUGAAGAAUAGUUCAACACCACCAGAUUGGAAGCUUUCUCCAAUUUUCACCGAGUACUAUGCACGCCUAAAAACUCUCUUCGAUCAACUAGCGAAUGUAGGAAAUCCCGUGUCGGAGAUGAAGAUGGUUUUACAAUUGAUCUCAGGUCUUAGUCGAGGCGAUUCUGAUACUAUCGCCACGCUCAUCCAGCAAUCUGACCCUCUGUCGACCUUUAACAAAGCAAGGUCUCAGUUGCUCCUGGAAGAAACUCGAUGCCUCAAACAAGAUCAACACAACCAACACGACCUCGUUACCCAACAUCCAGAUUCGUCUCAAUCUCAAAUUGAUUCGACUCAAUCUCACGAAAAUUCUUCUUCAGGACGUGAAUUAUUGUGGUGGUGGACGGGGUGGACAUGGACACAACCGAGGAGGAAUGGGGAGAGGAUGAGGUAG